This is a messenger RNA of Brassica napus (rape), 1619 nucleotides long. RefSeq names its product probable LRR receptor-like serine/threonine-protein kinase PAM74. The transcript has 10 exons. The record is from RefSeq and is a predicted model, not a curated record. NCBI's taxonomy places the organism in Eukaryota, Viridiplantae, Streptophyta, Magnoliopsida, Brassicales, Brassicaceae. Gene Ontology annotation, biological process: protein phosphorylation. The coding region runs from base 1 to 1422 and encodes 473 amino acids. Gene Ontology annotation, molecular function: ATP binding; protein kinase activity; protein binding.
AUGGGAUGGGUUGAACUAAACUUGUCUUCAGCCGGGUUAACUGGAACCAUAGCAGCAGCUAUUCAAAACCUUACAAAACUAGAAAAACUAGACUUGUCAAAUAACAAAUUGACUGGAGUGUUGCCUGAGUUUCUUGUCCAGAUGAAGUCUUUGGUGAACAUAAAUUUAAGCGGGAACGAUCUUUAUGGUCACAUUCCUCAAGCUCUUCGAAGAAAGGGAUUAGAGUUACUAGUUGAUGGAAACCCAAGGCUUUGUCUCUCUGGUUCAUGCAUAAAAGACUCCAACAAGAAACUUAUAGUGAUAGUUGUUGUAUCAGUUGCUGCUGUGGUCAUAAGCGUUGUUGUGUUGGUUCUUGUUUUAGUUCUCAAAAAGAAAAAGUCGUCGUCAGUGGAAGCUCUACAGCUUCCACCGAGUACGCCAAUGGUGAAUGAUGCAUAUGCGAAUUCAUCUGAACCAUCAAUCGAGAUGAAAAAGAGAAGGUUUACUUAUUCAGAGGUUAUGAAAAUGACCAAUAAUAUCCAAAGAGUUGUAGGGGAAGGCGGAUUCGGUGUUGUGUCUCAUGGUACACUAAAUGGUUCCGAACAAGUAGCUGUUAAAAUACUCUCUCAAUCAUCAAGUCAAGGCUAUAAGCAUUUUAAGGCAGAGAUCGAUCUUCUUCUACGAGUUCACCACACAAAUUUCGUGAGCCUUGUUGGAUAUUGUGAUGAAGGAGAUCACUUGGCUCUUAUAUAUGAGUUUAUGCCAAAUGGAGACUUAAGACAACAUCUAUCUGGAAAACGUGGUGGCUCUUUUAUCAGCUGGGCCAAUCGGCUACGAAUAGCUCUGGAGGCUGCACUAGGAUUGGAAUAUUUACAUUUUGGAUGCACACCGCCUAUUGUACAUAGAGAUAUCAAAACUACAAACAUAUUGCUGGACGAACAGUUAAAGGCCAAGCUCGCCGAUUUUGGCCUUUCGAGAUCUUUCCCUGUUGGAGGUGAAACCCAUGUUUCAACUGUUGUUGCUGGUACACCUGGAUACCUUGAUCCAGAAUAUUAUAGAACGAGUCGGCUGGGUGAGAAAAGUGAUGUGUACAGCUUCGGAAUUGUGUUAUUGGAGAUGAUCACAAACCAGCCCGUGAUUGACCAAUCCCGUCAAAAGUCUCACAUAACACAAUGGGUUGGGUUUAUGCUUAACCGGGGAGAUAUUACUAAGAUCAUGGAUCCAAACCUACACAAGGACUACGAGUCUCGUUCUGUUUGGAGGGCUAUCGAACUGGCAAUGUCGUGUGUGAAUCCUUCUUCGGUGAACAGACCAAACAUGUCCCAAGUUGCUAAUGAACUGAAAGAGUGUCUUGUACCUGAAAAAUCUAAGAAUAUGGAUUCUCAGAGUUCUCAUGAAGUGAGCAUGAGCUUUGACACUGGGAUACUUCCCAGGGCAAGAUAGUUUGUAUGUGCUACAGAGUAACACGGCCCAUGGCCAUGUAAUAAUAUGUAACAGGAUCAGUUUCUUUUUUUUCAUUUGUAAAAUGUGUUUUGACUCUUCUGGAUCUGAACCUGAUUUGUAUAUGAGUCUUAUAAUCACUGACUCUAUAAACCGUAGUGACAUGCCGUGAAUGUUGUUAAUGAUUACGCUUUUGGAUA